Messenger RNA from Linum tenue, 318 nucleotides. The record is from the annotation of a GenBank genome assembly. NCBI's taxonomy places the organism in Eukaryota, Viridiplantae, Streptophyta, Magnoliopsida, Malpighiales, Linaceae.
GCUAGGCAGGAUGAUCAUGCUCCAACUGAAGCUGAAUUGUCAGAUCAUGAACAUGAAUACCCAAGAGAAGCUGAAUUGAUAGAGCAUGUAUGUCAACACACAAGAGAAGCUGAAAUGACAGAUGACGAAGACGGAUUCUCAAGUGAAGAUGAACUGGUAGUUGGUGAAGAGGAACACUCUUACUGGUCUGAGGAUUCCACAUGAUCAACGACAAUGGAGGCUGUUGGAAUAGUUCUGCACCAUCUAUCUAGUGAUAUGAAGGAACGAGUCAGAGAUUGGAUGCUAGUUUUAAUAGUGCUUUCUCUUUACUGUUUGAAG